Molecule: messenger RNA, 3060 nt
Organism: Drechmeria coniospora
Lineage: Eukaryota; Fungi; Ascomycota; Sordariomycetes; Hypocreales; Ophiocordycipitaceae
Product: kinesin protein 2
Exons: 2
Coding region: 1-3060 (1019 amino acids)
Biological process (GO): microtubule-based movement; mitotic spindle assembly
Cellular component (GO): nucleus; spindle microtubule
Molecular function (GO): microtubule binding; plus-end-directed microtubule motor activity; ATP binding
Source: RefSeq, a predicted model, not a curated record
AUGCUUGCCGGCUACAACUGCACCAUAUUUGCCUACGGACAGACAGGCACCGGAAAGACGUACACCAUGUCCGGAGACAUGACCGAGACCAUGGGAAUGCUCUCCGACGAGGCCGGCAUCAUUCCACGCGUGCUGCAGCAGCUCUUUUACAAGCUUGACCUCGACAACUCGGAAAAUUGCGUCAAGUGUUCGUUCAUCGAACUCUACAACGAGGAGCUCCGCGACCUCCUCUCGAUCGAGGAAACAGCCAAGCUGAAAAUAUUCGACGACGUGUCGAAACGGGGCGGCCACGCCGGGACAAUCAUACAGGGUAUGGAGGAGAAGCAUAUCAAGAACGCGUCGGAGGGUAUCAAGGUGCUUCAGGAUGGCAGCUUGAAACGCCAGGUGGCGGCGACCAAGUGCAACGAUCUCAGCUCGCGAAGCCACACCGUCUUCACCAUCACCGUCUACGUCAAGAAGUCGUCCGAAAACGGCGCCGACGACUUUGUCAGCGCCGGAAAGCUCAACCUCGUCGACUUGGCCGGCAGCGAAAACAUCCAGCGAUCGGGUGCGGAGAACAAGCGGGCGGCUGAGGCCGGCCUGAUCAACAAGUCGCUUCUCACGCUCGGUCGGGUCAUCAACGCCCUCGUCGACCGCAGCGCCCACAUUCCCUACCGCGAGUCGAAGCUGACCCGGCUGCUUCAAGACUCGCUCGGCGGCCGGACGAAGACGUGCAUCAUCGCGACGAUAUCCCCGGCCAAGAGCAACCUCGAGGAGACCAUCUCGACUCUCGAAUACGCCUUCCGGGCCAAGAAUAUUCAAAACAAGCCGCAGAUGAACCCGAUGCUCAACAAAAAGAUGCUUCUCAUGGAGUUUGCCAGUGAGAUAGAGAAGCUUAAAAGCGAGCUCAUCUCGACGAGGCAGCGAAACGGCGUCUACCUGUCCACCGACGCCUUCGAGGAGAUGACGGCCCAGAGCGAAUCGCGACGGAUCGUGUUGGAGGAGCAGACGGCCAAGAUGGAAACGUUGGAGACGAACUUGCGAAGCAAGGUCCAUGAGCUUUUCUCCCUCAACACCUCGUUCUUGGGCCUGAAGAAGGAUCACGAGGGGACGAAGACGCAGCUGGACGAGGCCAACGGCGUCCUCGACCAGACCAAGAUCAUCCUCGACGCGACGCGACGGAACUUGGCGGAAGAGAGGCAUCUAAGGAGAGCGCACGAGGAGACGGAGGAGAAGCUCGCCGAGAUUGGCGACGAACUCAUCGGCAAGCUCGGCAGGACGGUCGACGACGUCGCCGGCCUUCACGCGAAGAACAGGCGCAAGUCCGACCUGCAGUCCCUAAACCGUGCCGCUUGGGGCACAUCGCAGUCGCAGGUUGCCGAUGUCACGUCCAUGGUCGAGAGGCGAGUGCACGAAUUUCGGAAAGAGCAGACCGAGCAUGUGUUGGCCAUCUCGAACCGCAUGCGGGACUUUGUCCGCGAUGAGCUGCAAACGGUCUUGGCGACGCAGGUUGCCCUCAACGAGCAUGUCUCCAAGUUCACGGAAUCGAAGAAAGAGAUGCUGCAACGGAAGCAGCAGUCAAAAGAGGACAUGGAUGAAGUGUUGGACGAAAUCAAGGUGAUCCGCGACAACGUCAAGGACAAGAUGGGACUGAGCCUGCACGUCAUUUCCGAUGCGGCGGAAAGGAUCUCGGCGGAUGUUCUGCAAGAGAUGACGGACUUUCACGGCACACUGCACAACUCCUACAGCUGCCUCGGCAGGGACUUUAAGUCGCUCUUCGAGGACCUUGUCAGGCACAUCACGCUCCAGCGCAGCGAGACGGACAACCUGCGCCGUCAGCUGCAGGGCGCCUUGAGCACCAUCGUCCUUCAGAACGCCGCCAUCUCCGCCCGCGUUCAGGAGGCCCUGGAUGAGGAGCGCCGGCAGUCUGCCGAAGAUCGCCAGAAGCUGCUGUCGCAGAUGACGGCCCUCGUAAGCGCGCACGCAGAAUCGCAAGAUGCGAGGGCGGCCGACAAGGCGUCUCACGUCCAAAAGGCUGUCGCAGACACGAGGCUGUCGCUGGAGGGUGCCAUGUCACAGUACGGCGAAGGCAUGGACGCGUGGGACGGGAAGGCGAGCGAGCUGCUCGAGGAUGUCAAGAAGACGCGCGACGAACUCAAAACUCGCUUAAAGGACGACUGGUCGACGGCGAGCGAGCAGAGCACGGCGAUUCAGAACGCCGUCAAGUUGGUGCACGCGGAGACGGUUCGCGAGGUGGGAGAGCAGAUGGAGCAUCUCGAUACCCAGAUGGAAGCACUGCAUGACUUCGUCGCCCGCGCGCGGUCCGAGAACGCGCAUCAUCACGAGACUCAGCUGCAGUCUGUCCAGGCCUUGUCGAGCGCGGCGGAGCAGUCGUUUGGGAACGUUGCUGGUCACUUCAAGACAACCCUCGAUCGAGUCAGCAACUUGGGCGAGGUGGUGGAAAUGGAUAUCGGCGACAUGCGGGACGGGCUAGAUCCGCUCGCAUCGCAGCUCUGUCACCCUCUGGCCAACCUGCGCGAGGGCAUUGCGAGCGCUUCAUUGCAGGAGUACCAGUCAACGGGUGAGACGCCGCAGAAGGUGCUGUAUUCCUACUCCAGAACACUGCCACGCACCGAACCGCACGACGUCAUCAUGUCCAAGCUCGGGGAGACAGAAGUGGACGAGGAAAACGUCGACGAGGAUGUUGGCGAGUUCGACGGCAGCAUCGUCUUCUCGGAUCUCGACGCCAAUGGACGGAAAAUGGCCCCCCAGCCAUCCAGCGUCAACAGUCUGGAAAAGACUUCGAUGAGCAUGAGCCUCCGCGAGGUCAACCCGAAUGUGACGACUGCUCCGACCGCGGCCGCGACCACUGGGAUAAGUAACUUCGACCCCAGUGCAAGCACCAUGUCCGUACCAGCGGGUCGUGUCACCUUGCCCGAUCUCAAGGAAAGCAUUGUCAAAUCAGCUCGUGGCAUAUGUCCAAAGGGAUCGGUGUCUGUUGAAGGCAGGGAGAAUCUCACGCCGACGACGGACAUGUUCGCGCAGGGCAGGUCAAGGCGUAAGAGUCCAAGGUUCAGUUGA